GGGAUCCACUGUCGCGGCCACAGUCAUCCCGAUCGCUUCUUCCGUCGUCGGAACCAGAGGCGUCGAAUUCCGUCAUCCGAGAGGAGAUCGCGCGCAACGUCCGAACUUGCGGUUUCGACGUCCCGUCGCGACGUUGGUGACGAGUGAGUAAAGUUCAGGUGUGGGUUAGGUAGACACAGUGGCACAGUUGGUGGAUGCCGAUGGAUUAACGUUUCUCGAGGUUUUCCGGUGUUAUCGAAGGAUGAACUAUUCUAUAGACCUAGUGGUGUUAAAUGUGAUGUGAGUACCAACGAACAGAAAAAAUAUGGUAGCCGACGAUAUAAUCCUGAAACUAGUGUUCCUCACAGCUUGCGCAGCAUCAGGAAUGUGCAAAUCCCAGAUGGAAGACGACAAUUCCAACGAUGUAGACAACGAAGCAGAUGUGGAACCGAUGAUAAUCGAUAGGGGACCUUAUUUCGAAAGAAGUGUCACGAAAAAUGUGACGGCUCUAGUUGGGAAAAGUGCUUAUUUGUACUGUAGAGUUAGAAAUUUGGGAAACAGAACGGUAACCUGGAUAAGGCACAGGGACCUACAUCUGCUGACUGUCGGCCGAUCGACCUACACGUCGGAUCAAAGAUUCACGAGCAUCCACAAUCCCAUGACCGAGGAUUGGACAUUGCAGAUCCGCUAUCCGCAACGGAAGGACAGCGGCGUCUAUGAAUGUCAAGUGGGGACGACGCCACCUAUUGGAAUCUCCAUGAUACUAUCCGUUGUCGAACCAAUUACAAUUCUACUAGGUGGACCAGAAAUGUACAUAAACGAAGGAAGCACGAUGAAUUUGACGUGUAUUGUCAAGCACAGUCCAGAACCACCACCGAGUAUCGUGUGGAGCCACAACAACUUAGAAAUAAAUUACGACUCGCCCAGAGGCGGCGUCAGCGUCUACACGGAGAAGGGCGACAUCACCAUCAGCUGCCUCCUGGUGCAGAAGGCCAAGGACUCGGAUUCCGGCAAGUACACCUGCAGCCCCUCGAACGCCAACCCCAAGACCCUCAUCGUACACGUUCUGAACGGAGAGCACCCAGCGGCAAUGCAGCACGGUGGCCAACUGCGGUUAGAAUAUCCCUUCUCGGCAUGUUUGCUGAGCGUUUUCGUUGCCGUUUUGGGCCCAUGAAAUUCCAUCCGAUCUUCUUCGCUAAGCACAUUCUAGUUUGUAUGGUGUGUAAAUGUAUGUAAAUAUUUGGGAAUGUGGAGAAAUUUUCAAGAGUUCGAAGUGACUUUUUUGUACAUACAAUACCUUCAAGGCAUUUUCGAAGUAUAGCUGUAAGAACACUGUAAAAUUUUGUAAAAUAUAAGGUUAUAGUAUG
Molecule: messenger RNA, 1346 nt
Organism: Harmonia axyridis
Lineage: Eukaryota; Metazoa; Arthropoda; Insecta; Coleoptera; Coccinellidae
Product: zwei Ig domain protein zig-8-like
Exons: 7
Coding region: 305-1153 (282 amino acids)
Biological process (GO): synapse organization
Cellular component (GO): neuron projection membrane
Source: RefSeq, a predicted model, not a curated record